AUGUCAAACAGUGUCAGCUUUUAUGGAUAUAAAUAAAGCAUAUUUUCCUUGUCAUUCAUCAUACUUAACUUGUUUUAGAAGAACAAUAGAACAUGCAAUUCUUCUUAAAAUAGAUAAUUAAAAGGGUUAAAAUGUAUAUGUGCACCUGGCUAUUAUGAAUCAAAUAAAAUUUGUACAAGUAUAAAUAAUAAUAAAAAUUAUAGAUUGUCCAUAUAGAGAAUAUACAUCCCUAAGUCAAUACUAUUAAUAAUGUAAUAAUAAUUAAAUAAUACGGCAUACAAUAACUUGUAAUUUAUGUGAUUCUGGAUAUCAUAUAGUAUCUGGAGAAUGUCAACCAAUUUGCGGAGAUUUAUAAUAUAAAUAUAAGGAUAUGAAUAAUGUGAAGAUAGUAAUACAGAUCUUAAUGAUUUAUGCUUUAAUUGUUAAUUCUAAUGUUCAAGUCAUUGUUUGA
Messenger RNA from Paramecium sonneborni, 451 nucleotides. The record is from the annotation of a GenBank genome assembly. NCBI's taxonomy places the organism in Eukaryota, Ciliophora, Oligohymenophorea, Peniculida, Parameciidae.